Neomonachus schauinslandi (Hawaiian monk seal) is the source of this 2958-nucleotide messenger RNA. RefSeq names its product zinc finger AN1-type containing 5 (gene ZFAND5). NCBI's taxonomy places the organism in Eukaryota, Metazoa, Chordata, Mammalia, Carnivora, Phocidae. Bases 664 to 1461 code for a protein of 265 amino acids. The transcript is spliced from 6 exons. Gene Ontology annotation, molecular function: zinc ion binding; DNA binding. The record is from RefSeq and is a predicted model, not a curated record.
AAAAAUUAUGAGAAGAAGCCACAAACUGUAAAAAUACACAUUUCAGCUAUACAAAAUAUAAAAAUAAACAUUUCCUCUGUAUCUGAUAGAGCUGACCCAGGAACGCACAAGUUUCUAACAACAAAACUUUAAAGGUACUAAAUAGUAAUGAUGAUGUAUUUUUCUAAAAUGGUGCCAAGCAGGAGGGAAACAGCAUCUACUGGCAAACUACCCCCUCCCUCAAAUUGCUGCUGAGCAGAAGGAUUUAAACAUGAGGAUUCUUUCUGCCUCGGUGCUUUCUCUGCUGUGCUUGGUUUUUAUAAACAACCUGACCAUUUUGGCUUCAUGAGUGAUUAAUGAUGCAUCUUAGUUGAAUUUGAGAUUGUUCGCUAGCCCUCUACAUUAAAAAAAAAAAAUUGCAGUAGCCUUAAUGGCAUCUUUUUGUUUUGUUUCCUUAUUAUAUUAGAUCUAUGAACGCAGCAUCCUUAGUUCUUGGGGUUGUGUAGGAGUUGGCAGGCUCUAAGAUAUAAAUAGAAGCUGAUUUCAGAGGCCCCUGUUGACUAGGCUUUAUGUGAGAGCCUCCAUCCAGCUCAGCCUGUCACAUUGCAGCCUUGUGACAGGCUGAAGCGCCCGCCCAUGUGAUCUAAGCUUCUGAGAAAUAUUAAGGCAAGCUUUGCACAUGUGAUGGCGUUUAAAAGCUGGCUUUCUAGGGGGGAAAAAUCUACAAGAUGGGAAGCUUUGUGGAAGACUAAUGUCCUGGUGUCUCUUGUGUUUCAGUUGCAGGCUAUUUAUAGUGAGUUGAAAGUAGUUGCGUUUUCUGAAGAAGGAAAGCAGAAAAAUAUGGCUCAGGAGACUAACCAGACCCCAGGGCCCAUGCUGUGUAGUACAGGAUGUGGCUUUUAUGGGAAUCCUAGGACAAAUGGAAUGUGUUCCGUUUGCUACAAAGAACAUCUUCAGAGGCAGCAGAAUAGUGGCAGAAUGAGCCCAAUGGGAACAGCUAGUGGUUCCAACAGUCCUACCUCAGAUUCUGCAUCUGUACAGAGAGCAGACACUAGUUUAAACAACUGUGAAGGUGCUGCUGGCAGCACAUCUGAAAAAUCAAGAAAUGUGCCUGUGGCCGCCUUGCCUGUAACUCAGCAAAUGACAGAAAUGAGCAUUUCGAGAGAGGACAAAAUAACUACCCCGAAAACAGAGGUGUCAGAGCCAGUUGUCACUCAGCCCAGUCCAUCAGUUUCUCAGCCCAGUACUUCUCAAGGUGAAGAAAAAGCUCCUGAGUUGCCCAAACCAAAGAAGAACAGAUGUUUUAUGUGCAGAAAGAAAGUUGGCCUUACAGGGUUUGACUGCCGAUGUGGAAAUUUGUUUUGUGGACUUCACCGUUACUCUGACAAGCACAACUGUCCAUAUGAUUACAAAGCAGAAGCUGCAGCAAAAAUCAGAAAAGAGAAUCCAGUUGUUGUGGCUGAAAAAAUCCAGAGAAUAUAAAUUACUACUUGUGAAGAGACUGAAACUUUGUUUUUAUUUUAAUAUAUCGUAGGAAAACAUUAAAGAGCAGAUGCAUGGCCAUUUUCCUUUGAUGUUCUCCAGAGUUUUACUUUACACUUGUCUGUCUUAUAAUUGAAAUUUUAGGAUGUUUGGGUGUUUGUUACAGGCAGAAAUGGAUAGAUACAGCCCUACAAAAUGUAUAUGCCCUCCCCUGAAUAAAAUUGGAUGAAAAUCUACACAGCAAAUUGAAGAUACACAGACGAUAGGGACAGAAUUUAGUUCCCACGUGCCAAACAUAAUACAUGAAAUCUCUGCAUGUUUGCAGCAUAUCUGCCUUUUGGGAAUGUAAUCAAGGUAUAAUCUUUGGCUAGUGUUAUGUGCCUGUAUUUUUAAAAAAAAUGGUACACCAGAAAAGGACUGGCAGUCUACUUCUACCAUAGUUAAUCUUCACCCUGUUAAUUUCCACAACAUGUUCUUUGGAAGUAGGAGGAAAGCUAUAAAGAGGAUCAGACCUGUCCGUGAAACCAGUAUUUGGUGCCAUAUGUAAGCCUGGUUAAUUUGUCUUCUAAAAGCUGUCAAAUAAGACAUUCUGUGAAAGGUAAACAUCGCAACUGGUUAUCAUGAGUAAAGCCAUCAGGCCCACAGGGUCUUUGAGCGAUCUCUGAAGCGUAUUGUGCUGGCCAGCACCAGAAGAUGUCUGCAUUACUCUCACUGCUAAAAAUGUUGUGUAGCACAGAACUGCACUAGGCUUAAUUUGUUUACAAGAAGAAAUUAAAACUACAUUCGGUUUUUACAUACAGCAGCUCUGUUGAAUAACAUGCAUCUGAAUUUUAAGUUGCAAAGGUUUCUGAAAAGUUCAUUUUUCAUGUGCAUCUUUUGUUGAAUGUUUUGGUUCAAGAAAGAAUGUUUAAAGCUUUUUUAAAGACUUCAGUUCUUAAUGUAACUGUACCCUUCUGCAUGGAGAACCCUAACCAACACGGCUGCAGUAGACUUCUUAGUGGUAUCCAGCACCACGUGCAGAGGGCUGCUUUAUCAUAUUAAUUGUACUUGGGUGUAGGACUCUAGUGUUCUUGGGUGUAUUGCAUGGGCUGCAUUAUCUACAGCAUUGUACAAUAACAACUAGAAGAGGCAGUAUACUUCACUGAUGCUUGUCUGGUAAUAUCACUUCUGUGUUAUAAUGGAAGGUUUUUGUGAUGUAUGAAACUUGUGUUUUUUAUAUAUAAAUGAGUAUAGUUAGAUUAGUAUUGUGGUAAUGCCUGUUUUCAUCUGUAAAUAGUUAAGUAUGUACACGAGGCACUACUUCUGAUUUAUUGCAGUGUUCGGUCCUAGUUUUUACUUUAAUUACAGCAUUCGGUUUUGCUUUCAAUUUUAUGUACCUUAGUUCUGAGUUAGAUCUGCAGAUGUGUACAGAUAGUUCAUAUUUAUGUAUUGCACAUAAUCAUGCUAUUCAGCAUUGAUGCUAUAUUGUAUUAUGUAAAUAAUAAAAGCCAUGUACAG